AUGUUGCGGUCCUGCGGAAUCGAUCCAGAACGAACCACAAAAUGUGAAAAUAUUGAUGCUGAUAUUGUUGAUGUUCAAACUGUUGAUAUUGAAAAUGCUGAAAAUGUUAAUAAUAAUAUUGAUGUUGAAAAUGUUGUUGAUGUUGAAAAUGAAAAUGUUGAUGAUGAUAAUGAAAUUGUUCGUGCCGAAAAUGUUGAUGUGAAUGAUAUUGGUCAUGAUAUAUUUGAUCCAACUAUUUGGGAUUCUCUUGAUUCUAGAAUGCGAGAUUUGUUAGUUACAAAAGGUCCUAAAAGAGAUUGUUCUAUUGUGAAGGGUCCUAAGGAUAAAUUUUCUAGACGCUUUUUAGCUAAUUGGUAUACUAGAGUUUUGCCAAAUGGAGAGACAUUUAAUCAAAGACUGAAAGAGCAUGAGACUUGCAUGGAACAUGUUAAGAAUAUGACUACUUGGUAUGAGUUGCGUCAAAAGUUGAAAAAUUUUCAAACUAUUGAUAAAUCAAUUCAAAUAUUGAUUGAUAAAGAAAAGGAUCACUGGAAAAAUGUUUUAAAAAGAAUUAUUUCAAUAGUGAAAUUCCUUGGUAGAAAAAAUUUGGCCUUCCGUGGUCAUAAUGAGAAAUUGUACCAAAAUAGCAAUGAUAAUUUUUUAGGUUUAAUUGAAAUGGUAGCUGAAUUUGACCCAAUUGUCCAAGAACAUGUAAGAUGUAUUACAGAUGACAAUCUUCAUGUUCAUUAUCUUGGGCAUAAUAUCCAAAAUGAACUAAUACUUUUGCUUGCUUCUGAAAUUAAAAAUGAAAUUAUUAGAAAAAUAAAACAAGCAAAGUAUUUUUCAGUGAUACUUGAUUGUACCCCUGAUGUUAGUCAUCAAGAACAAAUGUCUUUGUUAAUACGAUACGUGAAUGUUUCUUCAAAUAGGAUUGAGGAAUCUUUCUUAGGAUUUUUGAAUGUGGAUGAUACAACAGGGCAGGGUCUUUUUGAUGUUUUACAAGAUGAAUUGAAAAAGCUUGAUCUAGACCUAUUUGAUGUGCGAGGACAAGGUUAUGACAAUGGGUCGAAUAUGAAAGGAAAACAUCAAGGUGUACAAAAGAGGUUUUUAGAUAUAAAUCCUAGAGCCUUUUAUACUCCUUGUGGUUGUCAUAGUCUCAAUUUGGUAUUGUGUGAUAUGGCAAACUCUUGUCGCAAAGCUAAAGAAUUUUUUGGAGUUGUUCAACGCAUUUAUACUAUUUUUGCCAAUUCUACCAAGAGAUGGCAAAUUUUAAAAGAUAAUGUAAAAGGGUUGACUCCGAAAUCAUUGUCAUCCACUCGUUGGGAGAGUCAUAUAGAUAGUGUCAAAGCUAUAAGACUUCAAAUGUCAGAUUUUAGAGAAGUUUUACUUGAAGUGUCAGAAAAUGAUUCAGAUUCUAAAAUAGAAAGUGAAGUCAAAUCCUUAGCAACAAAUGAGCUUGGUGAUUUUAAGUUUUUAGUGGCGAUAGUUAUUUGGUAUGAAAUAUUAUUUGCAAUUCAUACGGUUAGCAAGCUCUUACAGUCAAGUGAUAUGCUUAUUGAUUUUGCUAUGGAAAAAAUAAAGGGGUUGAUUUCAUUUUUUGAGGAAUAUAGAGAAACUGGUUUUAAAAAUGUCUUGAAUUAUGCUACGGAAAUUGCUCUUGAAUUGAACAUUGAUCCAGUAUUUUCUCAAAAGCGUAAAAUUCAAAGAAAAAGACAAUUUGAUGAGAAUUUGAGUACCGCGUCAGUCGAGCUAUCUGGAAAGGAAUCUUUUAGGGUUAAUUAUUUUCUUUACCUUGUUGAUCAAGCUGUUGUAUCUCUUAAAACGAGAUUUGAGCAAUACCAACAAUAUGAAAGUGUUUUUGGUUUCUUGUUUAGUUCUCAAAAUUUACAAUUGUUGGAUGAUGCAACUUUGAACUCUUGUUGUAGUAAUUUAGAGGAAAGGUUGAAACAUAAUGUGCAGUUUGAUGUUGUUGGGAAAGAAAUAAGUGUGGAGUUAAGGUUACUAAGAAAUAUGUUGCCUGGAGGAAAGAUGGGGCCUAUUGAUAUAUUAAAUUUUUUGAAAGACAUGAAUUGUUUUCCUAAUACAAUUAUUGCAUAUAGAAUUUUAUUAACUAUUCCUGUGACAGUUGCCUCUGCAGAAAAAAGCUUUUCAAAAUUGAAGUUGUUGAAGUCUUACUUGCGGUCUACCAUGUUACAAGAAAGACUUAACGGCUUAGCAUUGAUAGCAAUUGAGAAUACUCUCUUGGAUGACAUACAAUAUGAAGACUUGAUUGAUGAAUUUGCUUCAAAAAAUGCAGCAAGAAUGAGUCGAUUUAAGUAG
This is a messenger RNA of Trifolium pratense (red clover), 2298 nucleotides long. RefSeq names its product zinc finger MYM-type protein 1-like. Gene Ontology annotation, molecular function: protein dimerization activity. The transcript is spliced from 3 exons. Bases 1 to 2298 code for a protein of 765 amino acids. The record is from RefSeq and is a predicted model, not a curated record. Lineage: Eukaryota; Viridiplantae; Streptophyta; Magnoliopsida; Fabales; Fabaceae.